AUGCGCAGUUCCUGCACCCAUCCAGGUUCAAAUGCCGAUGGGCUCGCAAGCAGGGAAGGCGGUUGCGGAGUUCGCAACGUGGUGUGCUUGGUCUUGUUUCUUGACAAGUGCAGUCGCUUGCAGGCAUCCGCUCGUCCCGAGUUCCCGAUCUCGGAUUCACAGCAUCUCGAGGAGCUGGCUCUUUGGGGAGCUCGUGCGAAAGGUCACGAUGGACUUGAUCAAGGGUACUGGGAGCCUUGGGGACCGCCUUGCGACCUCCAAGACGUGGCGCGCGCCGAGAAGGGCACAUUCGGUUCGGCCGCCAUGAGAUUGGAAGCCUUAGAGGCUGAGUUGAAUCAGCUCCGAACACAAGAGGCACAGUUUCAUCAAGGAUUUGCAGCACCCUCGCGUCUGCCGCCCCUUGCCUCGGUGUCACCGACGCCUGCAACGAAUCCCAGCUCGGCCAGGAUAAAUGGACCCAGUCCGUGUCCGACCGCACGGGAGGAGCGUGAGGACUCCGCUCUUCCCAAUGAGAAGGCGUUCAAAGAGUUGAUGCUUGCGCACCGGGAGUUGCUCCAGACGCUAACGACGCAGUCUACCGGGCAGGCAGAGCUUUUGAAGCAGCAUUCCGAGCUGAUGAAAGCUCACCAGGAGCUUGUCAAGCUUCGCUCUGUGCCAACACCGACGCCGCCGGCCGAGGUGAGGCCUGCGGGCUCUGCGAAUCCUCGCAUUCGCAGGCACAAGACUCGUCACUUUGUGAGCAACGACAUUGAGUUGCAAGCUCCAAGCGAGCCAACCCUUUUGGAUAACACCCUUCUCUUCCUUCCAGAGCGAGCUGUCCGUGAUAUGUCUCUGGAGCCCAAUAUGAACGACAAGAGUGACAAUGACAAAACCAUGUGGAGUGGACGUGUCUGGGAGUUGAGGGAGCUCAUGGCCACUUUCCACAGAGACAAGUUGGCUAAGAUUGCAUCCGACACCGCUCAACUCACCGAAUUCCGAAAGCGUGAGCUCAAAGCCAAAAUGAAGGAUCCCAAAGUGCGACAAGUUUUGAGGAAGUUCGCGGCAAGGUGGCGAGGUGCAGCCUAUCGCAACCGCUGCAGCUUUGCGGUGCUUGAUCGCUUGAAGUAUUCGAACUUACGGGGCACACUGAUCUACGCGCAUGGCUCCGGAGGCUGCAGUUGGGACAACUACCGAAUAUGUCGAAUGAUAGCUGGCAUGGGAAUCCUGGUAAUCGCACCGGAUGGUUUUGCAUAUCCAAAGAACACUGCUAUGGGUCAGAUGAGGCACAAGGAACUAGCACCUCUGCAUAAAGCCACAGAUGAUGUGGACUACUGGGCCAACGAUCUUGUGUACACUUCCGGUGCAAACGGGACGUUCAAUUACUCCAGCAAGGCAGCAUCAGUACUGCAGAAGCCCGACGAGUACAAGGACAUCUACGAGAAGUGCUAUCAACUGCGGCGGUCAGAGCUGCACUUCACGAUCUCCCACCUGCCACACUGGGUUCACUCUCAAGGCUUUUAUCUGGGAGGCACAUCUGAAGGAGCUAUGACAGUUGCAAGGUUCGAUGACCAGAGAUAUGGUGCCAUGCUCAUCGGGCGCUUCAUCAACUCCUUCAGCAUCGAGUACUGUUACUUUACGCCCGAACCGGAAGCAGGAUUGAUCGGUGGUCAGCUGGAUGUGCCGACGUUGAAUAUCAUCGGCACGAGGGAUCAGUACUUCGGGAAGGAGGAUUCGGUGGCGAAGUUGGUGGCGGAGAACGGUGUAACAGGAUAUGGCGACAGGAAUCUCACCGGCAAUGGGUACCAUACUCUUGUUCGACAAGGAGUGGACGUGGGCCUGGUGUGUGUUUUGGAGGAUGGUGUGCAUUCCCCAUGCAACACACACGACAACUUCAUGCGGCAGAUCUUCAACACCUUCUUCUCCAGGACGCAAUCCAUCUGGGAGCUGCAUAUGAUUUGGGCCGUGGAUCCAUCUAUGAGGGCCCUGGUUCAACUCGAGGACACCACUGCCGUCGGUGAAGGAAUGAUUGGCAAGAAUAUCACGCGACUCUUCGUGCCCAAGAUGAAGUACCCCAACAGGAUGAGCUUGCGCCAGGUUGAGAUCUUGCGGUCCUUCAACAGUCAGGACGAGCUUCGGGAUGCGAUGGCCAAGGAGAAGUGCAUCAUUGAGGCAGAAAGGACAGAAAUCAAGGAACAGCUGGACCGCGUUCGGGUGGAGGCAGCCAAACAGCGAAACUUGAAAUUGACGGGAAAGCCCGCAUCGAAUUUUUAUGCAAAAGACAAGCUUGCUAUCAAGUGUGCGUGGAAAGACGCCCUCGGUGCCUACUCCCAGUGGACGACCAAGCAGCUGAGGAGCCAGCGUGAUGCAGUGGCACGCCUUGCUGCAGCUCACGUCCAGCUCCAAAAAUGUAUCAGUGCAGAUCUCGUGGAUGGCAAAGCUAACUUUGCCUCCGCCGUGGUGAUGCUGACGGAAAUGCCGAGACGGAUGCAAGUGAUGGAGGAUCGGGUGCAGACUCUGGAGUGCCGCAUUCAGCUAUUGAACGAUAGCACGCUGCCCAGGGUGGAGGACUCAGAUGGGCAACUCUUUUGCUUCGGGAUUGGCCAUGAGAAACUUGGAGAGUGCUUGGAGGCUUCGUCAAAGGCAUUGAAGGCUCCUCCCAGCGUCUCUGACAAGCCUUCGGACGAGGCAGUGAGGGAGUGCAGAGAAGCGGUGGGUGUCAUGUUGUCCAUGCAGCAGAACAUGAAGCAAGAGUUGGCAGCGAUCGAGGAGCAGAUGUCCAUGAGGUCGAAUGACUUUGAAGCAUCUCUGCGGGCUGCGGCGAAUGCCAACCAUGAUGCGGUACACACCCUCUUCGCGUUGCACAGCCAAGAAGUGGAGGCCCUUUAUGCGCGAAGCGCUGCGUGUGAAGAAGGGCUGCAAGAUCUGCAGACUCAAUCAUUGCUCCUCUCCAAGUGGAAGGACGGUGCGUCUUCUGACCUUUGCGAAUGUGCGAGGCGAUUGACGGAGGUGGAGAAGGCUGCCGUGGAAUUCACGGACAGGCUUUCGACAGGCCCGGCCUUUCGUCUGAACUGUUGGACCAUCGUGGACAUAGGUUUGGCAUCGGUGGCUCUCCCCCCUUCUGUACUAAGCUCCAGUCUUUGUAGUUCUGAGGCCCCUAAGCAAGAGAGAGCUCUGCAGGGAGCAGGAAGAAGUCGUGACCUUUCUUCACGCCAUGACACUGUUGCUUAUGUGGGUUCUCACAGACAUGAAACUUUGUGGUGGCACCUUCCCGCCAAAUCUUUGGAGAGCUACAAGAAUCGCAUUGGCAUGAGGCCGGCCGGCCUCCCUCUCUUUGGCUUGAGGCGAAAGGUCGUCAGGUGCUUGCUGUAA
Molecule: messenger RNA, 3348 nt
Organism: Symbiodinium sp. CCMP2456
Lineage: Eukaryota; Dinophyceae; Suessiales; Symbiodiniaceae
Source: the annotation of a GenBank genome assembly